Molecule: messenger RNA, 3776 nt
Organism: Juglans regia (Persian walnut)
Lineage: Eukaryota; Viridiplantae; Streptophyta; Magnoliopsida; Fagales; Juglandaceae
Product: phototropin-1-like
Exons: 24
Coding region: 271-3468 (1065 amino acids)
Biological process (GO): protein phosphorylation
Cellular component (GO): plasma membrane; nucleus; cytoplasm
Molecular function (GO): protein serine/threonine kinase activity; ATP binding
Source: RefSeq, a predicted model, not a curated record
AGUACUGAAGAACACCCAUAUAUUCAUGGGCUAGCUAGCACAGUACUUCUAUCAAUUGUGCCAAGAUCUUGGGCAGGCAGUGAAAAGAGACCUCGUGUGCACUCAGCGAAUCAAUAAAUCGUCCCUUUAUAAAUUCGGGAGGUGGCGCGCGACAUUUAGGAAGAGGAGAGGACUGAAUCAGUAGCAAGGAGAAACUCAGAGUGUUGCUCCAAUCUAGAAGGAACUCAAGCUCAGUGCAGAGAAAAUCUAGUCGCCGAUCUUUCAUGGGAGAUGGACCAAUCAAACAAGCAAUCGUCUCUCAGUACACCAUCACCACCCAGACGGUCGCUCGAAGUAUUCAAUCCCACCAACUACUCUAUUAGGCCAACCAACCAGGCCAUCCUUUCACAACCCAAAUGGCGGAGCUUGCUAGAUACACGCGUAAGCAACCGACGGGACCAGUUUCCCAAGCGCUCUUCCAAGUCUGGUCGGAAUGUGGACAUCGCCACCUCAUGGAUGGCCCUCAAGGACUCCACCCCACCACCGAUGGCAUCACCAGCAGCAAUCCCCCAGAAGACCUUCUUGGCGAUCUUAAAUGAGCACGAUGAUCACGAGGAACCGAUGUCCAAGAGGCAAUCAUGGUCGGGAGAAGUCGGUGCUGCGGCACAACGUGCGGCCGAGUGGGGUUUGGUGCUAAAAACCGACACAGAGACGGGCAAGCCGCAAGGGGUUUCCGUCAGGACUUCGGGUGGCAGCGGACCCCACAGAAGAGACUCGAACAACUCUGUGCGAAGCUCGUGUGGAAGCGAAGUCAAUGACUCGAACAACCAGCCUGGAAACCCAAAAAGAGACUCGAACAACUCUAUGAGAAGCUCCGGCGACUUAUCGGAAGACGGAGGAGGGAAAGAGAGUGGGAUUCCGAGAAUAUCAGAGGACCUAAGGGACGCCUUAUCAACGUUCCAACAAACGUUUGUGGUCUCCGACGCGACCAAACCGGAUUGUCCGAUAAUGUACGCCAGUGCAGGAUUCUUCAGGAUGACAGGGUACACAUCCAAAGAGGUGGUCGGUCGGAACUGUCGGUUUUUACAGGGUAAGGAUACAGACCCAGAAGACGUAGCGAAGAUAAGAGAGACAUUAGAGGCAGGGUCGAGCUUCUGUGGGAGGUUGCUCAAUUACAAGAAAGAUGGCACGCCGUUUUGGAAUUUACUCACUGUUACACCCAUUAAGGACGACACUGGAAAAAUCAUUAAAUUUAUUGGGAUGCAAAUGGAGGUUAGCAAGCAUACAGAGGGGUCCAGGGAUAAAAUGGUGCGUCCCAAUGGAUUGCCAGAGUCCUUGAUUCGAUAUGAUGCUCGCCAGGAAGAGAUGGCUACCAGUUCUGUUUCUGAGGUUGUGCAGGCAGUGAAGAGACCUCGUGCACUCAGCGAAUCAAUAAAUCGCCCCUUCAGAAAAUCAGGAGGUGGCAAGGAAGAGGAGAGGAUUGAAUCACUAGCAAGGAGAAACUCAGAGAGUUUUGUUCCACCUAGGAGGAACUCACUUGCAAGCACUAGAAGCUCAAUGCAGGGCCUCAGUGAGUUACCUAAAAAGAAACAGAGAAAAUCUAGUAGGCGUUCUUUUAUGGGGAUUAUUAGGAAAAGUCAAUCCAACAUUAAGGGAAGUCUUGACUUUGAAACUGCUAUGGAUGAUGAUGGAAGUAAUGAUGAUGAGUGGCUUGACCAUGUUGAUGACAGAGUAAGGAAGAAGGAAAUGAGAAAGGGUAUUGAUCUUGCUACUACACUUGAGCGCAUCGAGAAAAAUUUUGUCAUUACAGAUCCAAGGCUCCCUGAUAAUCCUAUUAUUUUUGCAUCCGAUAGCUUCUUAGAACUUACGGAGUAUAGUCGUGAAGAAAUCCUGGGAAGAAAUUGCAGGUUUCUGCAAGGACCCGAAACUGAUCCUGCAACUGUGAGGAAAAUUAGAGAGGCAGUUGACAACCAGACAGAAGUCACGGUCCAGCUCAUUAACUACACGAAGAGUGGUAAAAAGUUCUGGAACCUGUUUCAUUUGCAACCCAUGCGUGAUCAAAAAGGUGAAGUACAGUAUUUUAUUGGGGUACAAUUAGAUGGUAGUCAACACAUUGAGCCACUUCACAACUGCAUUCCAGAAGACACUGCAAAAGAGAGUGAAAAACUGGUCAAAGAAACUGCAGAAAAUGUUGAUGAUGCAGUGAGAGAGCUUCCUGAUGCUAAUUUGAAACCAGAAGAUUUAUGGAUUAACCAUUCCAAGGUAGUUCGCCCAAAACCUCACAGGAAAGACAGCCCCUCUUGGAGAGCUAUCCAAAAGAUUCUAGAUAGUGGAGAACAGAUAGGCUUGAAACAUUUCAGGCCAAUAAAACCUUUGGGAUCUGGUGAUACUGGGACUGUGCAUUUGGUGGAAUUGUGCGGAAGUGGUCUGAAUUUUGCCAUGAAGGCUAUGGAUAAAAGUGUUAUGCUCAACCGUAACAAGGUGCAUAGAGCUUGUGCAGAGAGACAAAUCCUUGACAUGUUAGAUCAUCCUUUUCUUCCCACACUGUAUGCAUCAUUUCAGACCAAAACACAUGUUUGUCUAAUAACUGAUUACUGCCCUGGUGGAGAACUCUUCCUGCUUUUGGAGAGACAACCUACAAAGGUCCUGAAGGAAGAUGCAGUGAGAUUUUAUGCUGCGGAGCUAAUAAUUGCAUUGGAGUACCUUCACUGUCAGGGGAUAAUUUACAGGGAUUUGAAACCUGAAAACGUUUUACUCCAGAGCGAUGGGCACUUGUCCUUAACAGAUUUUGAUUUGUCAUGUUUGACAUCCUGCAAACCUCAGCUUUUGAUUCCAGGUACAAAUGAAAAUGUUUGUAGUUGGGAUUUGAAACCUGAAAACGUUUUACUCCAGCGCAAUGGGCACGUGUCCAUAACAGAUUUUGAUUUGUUAUGUUUGACAUCCUGCAAACCUCAGCUUUUGAUUCCAGGUACAACUGAAAAGAAACCGCAACACAAAGGUCAUCAGAAUCCUAUCUUCAUGGCUGAACCUGUGCGAGCAUCAAAUUCUUUUGUUGGCACUGAGGAGUACAUAGCUCCGGAAAUCAUAACUGGGGCAGGCCAUACUAGUGCGGUGGACUGGUGGGCUCUCGGUAUUAUUAUGUACGAGAUGUUCUAUGGAUAUACACCAUUUAGGGGAAAGACUAGGCAAAAGACAUUUUCCAAUAUUCUGCAAAAGGAUCUUAAGUUUUCAAGAAGAAUACUGGUUAGUCUCCAAGCGAAGCAGUUGAUGUAUCGUCUGUUGAACAGGGAUCCCAAAAACCGAUUGGGUUCUCGGGAAGGGACAAAUGAAAUUAAGAGUCACCCUUUCUUCUGGGGUGUCAAUUGGGCGCUAAUUCGAAACAUGAAACCUCCUAAGCUUGAUGCUAUUGUCUUUGGGACAACUGAAGCUGAGAAGGAAUCCAAAGUUGUGGAUCCUGGAUUGCAGGAUCUUCAGACAAGUGUUUUCUAGUAGCUAUGAUAAAUGUGUCUUCAUUUUCGGUCGGUCCUAUUAAUGAUUUGAGAAUUUGAAUCAUAUCUCCUCCAGUAAACAAAGACUAUACAGGCUCUGAGAGAUCCUUGAUGUGUUGAGGAAUCAGAUUUUAAUCGGCUUGGGUUGUGUUUCUCCCUUGCAUUUUCAUCAACAGCAAAAUCCAGUAGCUACCGGUAAAAGGAAAUUAAGGUUCUAUUAUCUCCUAUAUAAUGUGUGUAUGGUUUAAUCUAAAUCCCAAUUGGUUUGAACUUUCAACUAAAAGAUGGUAUAAAUCGACCUAUUCACAG